Molecule: messenger RNA, 783 nt
Organism: Rotaria socialis
Lineage: Eukaryota; Metazoa; Rotifera; Eurotatoria; Philodinida; Philodinidae
Source: the annotation of a GenBank genome assembly
UAAACUUGAAUUUAAACAUGAAAAAUAUUCUUCUUAAUUAGCAGGCAGGGCAGGACGAGUUACGAUAAAAAGCAGGGCAGGGUAGGGCAAUAAAAUUGGCCCUGUGGACACCUCUGGUAAGAAUAACUGAUAUUUUUUGAUCAACUAUUUUUUCAGCCUAGGUGAAAUUUAUAUUAUCUUAUUCAGGACAAGGGGAAAAUACAGAUACUUGCUGAAUAUUUUGCUGCGUGUUUUAAAAAGUAAUUAUACAUAUUAGGUAAAAAACGCAAACGUUUAAGUGGUGGUGGUGUAAAACUUGAGUUCGUUGACCUUGAUCAUCGAUUAUUAUUAUAGUUUCGAGAGAAACGGACAUUUAUUGAUCCAAAAGCUGUUGCUACAACUGAUACAACAACAAUAAGACGUGAAAAGGUAACAUUUCGUCAAUUAGAACGGCAAGGCAAAUUAUUAAGUAUGGAAUUAAAACAUGCUUGUCCAAGUACGAAAUGGUUUGGGAAAUUCAUGCGCCGCCAUCGUUUAUCGCUUCAAAAACCGAAAAUAAAUCAAAAAGCUUCAUUGCCCGAUGCGUAUCCACUUAUAAACAAUUUCUAUGACUAUAUUCGUCGAGCAAGUCAAUGGGCACCAAGCCGUGGACCUAUGGGAGCAUUCCUUCCACGAGAUGUAUGCAACAUGGACGAAAGUUCAUUAAGUUUAUUUGGAGAUCAAUCGAUAUUAUCGAUAAAUGAUGUCAAUACAUCGAAUAAUAUUGAAGGUUGUAUUAGUAAUAAAAAAAUACGCUUUUAUUAG